Zingiber officinale is the source of this 480-nucleotide messenger RNA. NCBI's taxonomy places the organism in Eukaryota, Viridiplantae, Streptophyta, Magnoliopsida, Zingiberales, Zingiberaceae. The record is from the annotation of a RefSeq genome assembly.
AUGCAACAGGAUCGUUUAUCUGAUUGGUUAGUAAAACAUGAGCUAGUUCAUAGAUCUUUGGGCUUCGAUUGCCAAGGAAUAGAAAUAGUACAAAUAAAAACCGAGGAUUGGGAUUCCAUUGCUGUCAUUUCAUAUGUAUAUGGUUACAAUUAUUUACGUUCCCAGUGUGCCUAUGAUGUAGCACCGGGGGGAUUUUUAGCCAGUGUGUAUCAUCUUACGAGAAUAGAGUAUGAUAUAGAUAAACCCGAAGAAGUAUGCAUAAAAGUAUUUGCCCCUAGGAAUAAUCCUAGAAUCCCGUCUGUUUUCUGGAUUUGGAGAAGUGCUGAUUUUCAAGAACGUGAAUCUUAUGAUAUGUUGGGAAUCCUUUAUUAUAAUCAUCCACGCCUUAAACGUAUUUUGAUGCCUGAAAGUUGGAUAGGUUGGCCCCUGCGUAAGGACUAUAUUAUCCCCAAUUUCUAUGAAAUACAAGAUGCUCAUUAA